AUGUCCUCCCUCAGUACGAUGUACUCCUCCUACGAGAAACGUACCUUAGCCGCCAUCGCUCAGUACAAUAGCGAAGCUUCCGAGUUCGCCUGGGUAGACGGCCAAGAAAGACGCGAGAAACAGCAAGCCUACCUCCAUCACCUGGAGAUGCAAGCUCGAGCAAUGAACGCCUAUGCGGACCGCCUCGAGACUGAGGGUUUGGCGAUGAUCAUGCCUGCUCCCGGCGCGACGAAGCGCUUUUACGAUGAUGUGUUGGAUGGCUCGCAAAUUGCCUUGAAUGACCCGCCAACGAAACGCAGCAAGCUGGAGUAA
Molecule: messenger RNA, 312 nt
Organism: Mycena indigotica
Lineage: Eukaryota; Fungi; Basidiomycota; Agaricomycetes; Agaricales; Mycenaceae
Exons: 4
Coding region: 1-312 (103 amino acids)
Source: RefSeq, a predicted model, not a curated record